AUGAAUACAUUAAAUGAGAUGAGUGAUGAAGAAUUCGUGCCAUUUCUGCACAAUUUAGGUGUAGAAACAUACAAAAAGUCAUUUGAGUGGAUGUUAAGUGACCGCGAUUUUGCAGGUGUUUUACGAUGGCUAUACAACAAUUUAGAUCACAAUAAUGCCCUUACUGCUCGUGAAGAAUGCCGAUACCUAGAACUUGAAAAGAAAGGUCUUCUCUUAUCGCCGGAAGAUUUAGAAACUUCAAUCUUGGAUAUACAGCAUCAAUAUGAGAGUAUCUGUUUACCUGGAGAUAAGGAGGCUGUGGAAGAUGUUAAAUUAGACAUACAUAUGAUGAAGGAGCGACUUAGUAUGUUAGAGAAACAAGAGGCUAUGUUUGAGGAUUUGAAAAAGCAGAAUGAAUUGCUAAAAGAAGAACUUAACUUGGAGAUAACAAAGUUGAACUCAGCUCAUCAACAGUUUGUUGAAGAUGAAAAUACAGCAGCCGAUGACUGCAUGUCUCUCGCCCAAGAGGUGGAGUCUCUCACUGAAGGAGUGGUAGAUGUGAUAGCUGAUACCCUCGAUGUUUAUAGUACAUGUCAUGUAGAUAAGGAACAUGCAAAAAAGUUUUUCACAUUUGGUCCUUUCGAGUCAUACAGACAGUCUCAGGCGUUGUUCCGAUCCCACUUUGAUCUGUUUGCAUCUAAAAAGAUUGCAAAGGUACAGAAUGAUAUAGCAUCUGAUGAGGAGCUGCGAUCAGCACUAGUGGAGGCCAACCAAAUGGAAGAGAGAUUAACCGAUGCUGUAUGGGCCUAUAUAGAGUCAAAAGCGGAGCUGAGUGGUGAGCAGGCUAAGUUGGCUCUUGUCACUAACUACAAAGAUGUGCAUCCUUCGCAAAUCACCACUUGCUUAUUGGAAGCUCAAAGUGCAGUGGAACUAUUAGAACAAGAGGAAUCGAUCCUGUACCAGCAGUUGCACCAGGCCGUCAAGCAAUUGGUGGACGCGAGGACCGCGCUCGCCGUCGAGACCACAGCCAGUUGUGCGCUGGCAGUCAGACAGCAGGUGCAGUCGGCGCUGUGCUCAGCUCUAGAGGCGUGCGCGUGCGCACUGCGGCUGGACCGCGCGCUCUACACCGCGCUGCGUCACGAGCUGCGCACCGUGGAGCAGCUCCUGCACUUCGCGCACCAGCUCAAGCACUACGUGCGGGACGAGGGGGACGCCGUGCGGACCAGGAUCGAUGCCAUGAACGAAAUUUAUGCAGAACAAACGGCAUGCGAAGUAAAGUUAAACGCUUCCGACAUUUUGUUACAAGCUUUACACGUGAUACUCAGUGGACAGACUGGCAGUGAUACUCAAUUAUUAGUGAAACAGUAUUCUGAGCUACUGAGUGACGUAAAUGACUUGAAAGAGAGCGUUUAUGAAGAAUACAAGAAUAAGGAGAAGGCCUUAGUUGAUUUCAAGUCUCGUACGCAACCCCUCCAGCGCUGCGUGUGGGGCGGGUCGGGGCGCGGGGCGCGGCGCGGGUCGGUGCGCGCGGCGCGGGCGGCGCACGCGCUGGCGCAGCGCCACACCGACGCCGACGCGCACGUGCUCGCCGCCACCGGCCGGUUCGCUGCCGUCAAGAAUGGUGAUAAACAGCACCUGAGAAAGCUCUGGCAGUGGUUCCUGACAGAUCCUGCUAAACUAUUGUCGACUUUAAAAAACGCCAACUGCAAGUUUUAUGAUUAA
Arctia plantaginis is the source of this 1701-nucleotide messenger RNA. NCBI's taxonomy places the organism in Eukaryota, Metazoa, Arthropoda, Insecta, Lepidoptera, Erebidae. The record is from the annotation of a GenBank genome assembly.